Messenger RNA from Mycetomoellerius zeteki, 2118 nucleotides. RefSeq names its product catalytic subunit 3A of the oligosaccharyltransferase complex (gene Stt3A). Lineage: Eukaryota; Metazoa; Arthropoda; Insecta; Hymenoptera; Formicidae. The transcript is spliced from 11 exons. Gene Ontology annotation, molecular function: dolichyl-diphosphooligosaccharide-protein glycotransferase activity. The record is from RefSeq and is a predicted model, not a curated record. Gene Ontology annotation, cellular component: membrane. Gene Ontology annotation, biological process: post-translational protein modification. Bases 1 to 2118 code for a protein of 705 amino acids.
AUGGCGACAUUACUAAAGACAAGGGGAUUACGCAUGACGGCGCAGAAGCAAGAAACACUUUUGAAGUUAACUGUGCUUUCUUUAGCAGCAAUUUUAUCAUUUGCAACACGUUUAUUCUCAGUACUAAGAUUUGAAAGUGUCAUUCAUGAAUUUGAUCCGUACUUCAAUUAUCGCACCACAAAAUAUUUAGCUGAAAAUGGAUUCUACAGUUUUCACAAUUGGUUUGAUGAUCGCGUUUGGUAUCCACUUGGCAGGAUAAUAGGAGGAACCAUAUAUCCUGGUUUGAUGAUAACUUCUGCAGCAUUAUAUCGUAUCUCAUGGUUAUUGAAUAUCACGCUAGAUAUACGCAACAUUUGUGUCUUCCUCGCUCCAUUGUUUUCAAGUUUAACAACAAUUAUAACCUAUCUGCUUACCAAAGAAUUAAAGGAUUCAGCAUCAGGCCUAUUUGCAGCUGCAAUGAUUGCGAUUGUACCUGGUUAUAUAUCUCGGUCAGUCGCAGGUUCUUAUGACAAUGAAGGCAUUGCGAUUUUUUGUAUGUUGUUUACAUACUACAUGUGGAUUAAAGCUGUGAAAACAGGAGCGAUAUGUUGGGCUACGUGCGCCGCAUUGGCUUAUUUCUAUAUGGUGUCUUCUUGGGGCGGAUAUGUCUUUCUAAUAAAUUUAAUUCCAUUGCAUGUGCUGACAUUGAUGGUGACUGGCAGAUUUUCUCACAGGAUAUACAUCGCAUAUAGUAUUUUGUAUUGUUUAGGAACCAUUUUAUCUAUGCAGAUCUCAUUUGUUGGUUUUCAACCUGUUCAGAGUUCCGAGCACAUGCUUGCAUUGGGUGUUUUUGGCCUCUGUCAAAUUCACGCAUUAGUAGAUUAUUUGCGGAGUAAAUUAUCUCAAAAGGAGUUUGAGAUAUUAUUCCGUGCUCUGCUUGCUGUGGUGAUUACAACGUCAUGUAUAGUUGGUGGUAUUUUAACCAUCACAGGAAAAAUAUCACCAUGGACUGGACGCUUUUAUUCCCUGCUCGAUCCAUCUUAUGCAAAAAAUCAUAUUCCAAUAAUUGCUUCAGUUUCGGAACAUCAGCCAACAUCAUGGAGUUCCUUCUACUUUGAUCUGCAGAUACUUGUAUUUUUGUUUCCAUCAGGCUUAUACUUCUGUUUUUCUAAAUUAACCGACUCGAACAUUUUCUUAAUUUUGUAUGGAGUUACUAGUUUAUAUUUUGCAGGAGUGAUGGUACGUUUAAUGUUAGUACUUGCUCCAGUAAUGUGCAUUUUGGGUGGAAUUGGAGCGUCUUCUUUAUUAGUUACGUACAUGAAGCAAGUUGAAAGUGGAAAAGUUGUUGAUAAGAAAGCCAAGAAAUUCGAGAGUAAUUAUAUCUUGAGGAGUGAGAUCGCCUCAUUUUUCAUCAUAGUAAUGUCUAUACUCUUCCUGUCUUAUACCUUUCACUGUACGUGGGUUACAGCAGAAGCUUAUAGCUCGCCUAGUAUUGUAUUGUCUGCACGGUCGCCUGAUGGUGGACGGAUGAUUUUUGACGAUUUUAGAGAAGCAUAUUAUUGGCUACGUAUGAACACACCCGAGAAUGCUAAGAUAAUGUCUUGGUGGGAUUACGGGUAUCAGAUAACUGCGAUGGCAAAUCGUACUAUUUUAGUAGACAAUAAUACAUGGAAUAAUACGCACAUAUCAAGAGUCGGUCAGGCAAUGGCCAGUUCCGAGGAAAAGGCUUACGAAAUUAUGAGAGAAUUAGAUGUCAACUAUGUUCUUGUGAUUUUUGGAGGACUCACUGGCUAUUCAUCAGAUGAUAUAAAUAAGUUCCUAUGGAUGGUGCGUAUUGGUGGCAGUACGGAAAAAGGAAAGUCCAUAACCGAGUGGGAUUAUUAUAACUCCGCAGGCGAAUUCCGAGUAGAUAAGGAGGGAUCUCCAAUUUUGCUCAAUUGUCUCAUGUACAAAAUGUGUUAUUACAGAUUUGGCCAAGUCUAUACCGAAGGCGGCAAGCCUUCAGGUUAUGACAGAGUAAGGAAUAUGGAGAUUGGAAACAAAGAUUUUGAAUUAAAUACAUUGGAAGAAGCAUAUACGACGGAACAUUGGCUUGUGCGAAUUUACAAAGUGAAAGAUCUACGAAACAGAGGGGCUUAA